Molecule: messenger RNA, 2365 nt
Organism: Paramecium octaurelia
Lineage: Eukaryota; Ciliophora; Oligohymenophorea; Peniculida; Parameciidae
Source: the annotation of a GenBank genome assembly
AUGCUGCAAAUCAUUAUAAAUGUCAUUUACAUAUUUGAUACAUACUUGAUUCACCAAUCACUUGAUUUAGUGUUAUAUAGAUCCCUAUAUAUUGUUUGGAUGUUGGUCUCUUUGGUGAUGCAAAAGAUUUCUUAGAGAUAUUAGAAUGCAUUAAUUAAUGUAUCAAUUCUCGUCGACAGUGUGUUUAACAUAUUGCUUUAUUUUUAUUUUAUGAAAUUUGUUAUCAAGACUGAAGAUAAGAUUGAAGAUGUAAUAAGUUAUUCAUUUGUUUCUGGUAUGUAAUAAGUAUUUUUUGCAAUCAGUUUGAGUUUAAUAUAGUCUAAUUAUUUGAUGUAAAGCCUAACCAUCACUAGCUACUUUCUUAUUCUGAUAGGAAUAUUCGAAUAAUUUUAAAAUAAUCGAUUAUGGUCUCAAUACAUACUUUUAUUUUUUACCUGUCUUUUAUUAAGACAAAAUGAGAAGUCAAGCAGAUUGAAUUAUCUGUUGAUUCACAAAAAGUAAACAAAUUUAGAGGAAUGUAAAAAAUUAUUUGAUGACACUAUUCCCACAUCAAUUAUAAUUUUAGAAUUAAUUUAAAAAUAAUCAAGUAAAAGAAAUGAUUUAUUGAAUUCUCCUUUUAGCUUAAAAGAUGAUUUAUAAACCCCAGAAAAUAGAUCAAUGAAUGUAAUUUACUAUAACAAAAGUGCUUCUAUUCAAUUUGAAACUGAAAAUGAGGACAAAUUAAUAGAGAGAUUAUAAGAGCUAGAGAUGGUUACUAUGGACAAUUUAAAUUUGGAUAAAGAAAAAAAGAAGCUUAUGGAUAAGAUAAUAGAAUUAUAAUCAACAAUUUAAAAAGAGAUUAAACUAAACGCAUAUUACCCAUUUGAUUAUUAAAUUAUAUCCUAACAUCAUGAUAUGUAAUGUUAAAGGGUAAAAUAUUUAACAUAAAUUACUAGUUAACUAGAAUUCAAGACAAAGUAUAAUUCUAUGAUACUAUAGUAUAAGGUUGUUUAUGGGAAGGGAAGUUAUGUAUGAUGCUGAUAUUGAAUAACACAACAGAUAGGGAAUUAAGAUUGCAAAAUUUAAAGGAAUUAGACAAUUAUAAAGAUAAUCUACUAGCUUCGGUUUCUCAUGAUCUUAAAACUCCCUUGAAUGUACAAACAAUAAUAACUAAUGUGAUCAAAAAUAGUUUAGAAAGUAAAGAGAACAUUUAGUAAUCAGAAAUUUUAGGUACUCAUUUAUUUGGCUAAGUUAAGAAAUCAUAAAGUAUUUAGAUGACAUGCUAGCCAACCAAUAUAUUUAAUCAAAUAUGAUCAAUGAUCUUAUUGAUUAUUCAUAAAUGAAAGCACAAGGAUUAAGAUUAAAUUUAACUCAUUUUGAUCUAUCUUUGUGCAUUCAAUAGAUUAAAUAAAUGUUUAAGACUCAAAUAGAAAUAAAAAACCUAUAAUUAAUCAUUACAGAGCUUAAUGAAAAAAUUAUUUUAUUUUCUGAUCAAACCAGAUUAUAAUAAAUACUGUUUAAUUUAAUCUCAAAUGCUAUUAAAUUUACUUUUUCUGGGAAGAUAUCUAUCAUAAUUUAAAUCGUAAAAGUAUAAGAUACACAAUUGAUAUAAUUUUCUGUAUAAGAUACAGGCAUAGGCAUACCAACACAAAUCUAAAAUAAAUUAUUCAAACCUUAUUCUACCUUUAAUUUAGGAAAUUUCAAUCGCCAAGGUAUUGGAUUAGGUUUAGUAAUCUCAAAGAAUCUUGUUGGAUUAUUAGGACCAAAACCAUAAAUCGAAUUGAUUUCUAAGGAAAAUGAAGGGUCUUCCUUUACAUUUACUAUCUAUAAGAACAUGUAAGAGAAGUAAAUUUAGCCUUAGAAGUGCAACUAUGAAUUUAUAUCUUCAGAAAAUGAUCCUUCACCUAUUAAAUAAAUGCCUAGCUUUUCAAUAGUUUAAUAACAAAGAUCAACAUAAAAAGCUAAGACUUUAAUAGAUUUAUCAAAAGAUGUAAUAAUGUCAUUACAUAUAUUAAUUGUGGAUGAUUCAGCAUUUAAUUUGCAUGCGCUUAAAUUAUUACUUAAGAAAAGAUUGCCAAAAUCCAUUAUUGAUUAAGCUUUAAAUGGAAAAGAGGCUGUUGAGAAAGCAUAGAAACAAUAGUUUGACUUAAUUUUCAUGGAUAUCUAAAUGCCAAUAAUGAAUGGCAUCGAAGCAAUCGAGCUUAUUCGAAAGUGUGAUGAAAAACAAUCACAUAAAUUAAAACGACCAAUAAUUUGCAUAUUAUCAGGUGGGAAAGAUGAUUUUGACCAUAACUUAACAAAAACUAUUGGUGCAGAUUUGCAUUUAGAAAAGCCAUUGUCGAUAGAUGAUCUAAGAUUUCUCUUGGAAAAAUUUUAAUUAUUAUGA